CGGGGCCUGACCGCCGUCCGGUCACAUGAUGCGGCGCACGGCCUGCCAAUAUGGCGGUGUGCAUCGCGGUGAUCGCCAAGGAGAAUUACCCUCUGUACAUCCGAAGCACUCCCACAGAGAAUGAGCUCAAGUUCCACUACAUGGUGCACACGUCCCUGGAUGUGGUGGAUGAGAAGAUCUCCGCCAUGGGAAAAGCACUGGUGGACCAGAGGGAGCUGUACCUGGGCCUGCUCUACCCAACUGAGGACUACAAGCCGUGCAGGUAUGGCUACGUGACCAAUUCCAAGGUGAAAUUUGUCAUGGUGGUGGAUUCCUCCAAUACGGCCCUUCGAGACAAUGAGAUCCGCAGUAUGUUCCGGAAGCUGCAUAACUCCUAUACGGACGUGAUGUGCAACCCCUUCUACAACCCUGGAGACCGCAUCCAGUCAAGGGCCUUUGAUAACAUGGUAACUUCGAUGAUGAUCCAGGUCUGCUGAGCUGGACCUCUGCCCUAGUCACCUGGAAGAGAAGCCUGUAUUCACCUCUGUUUGAUGAUUAUUUAUUCCCUUUCCUCUCCCUGAAUGUAACCUGUGGGCAGGGCUGUGUGCUCUGUACCUUCCUACUAAAGGCCUCACACGACGAGAUCUGCUUUGUCCUGUGUCAGCAGAGAGGGUCAGCUGAGGACCUGUUAGCUGGUCUCAGAGACUGUGGAGCUGUGUAGGAGCUGUGACCAUAGCCAGGUGGAGUGAGGGAGAACACUGAGUACAGAAGGCUGUGGGCCUCCAUUGUCUGAGUGGGUGGGUGGUCCAGAAGGGUGCAGCUCCAGAGGACAUAUGUUUCUUCUUGGGCAAGGGCUCUCAGUGUUCUGGACCCACCAUUCAUUUAGCCCAGAACUUGUGCUCAACCCCAGCCUCAGGAGGUGGUAAAACCUGAAAGCUUCAUGGAACAUAGCAUUAAAGCAGCUGCUGCUUCCCAUGUGCCAAACGAGAAACUCUAGGAGCCUUGCCUGGCUGUCAGUGAGCAUGGGGGUCAACAGGGUCCCCAACGAUGCUCCUAGGCCACACGUCCCCAAGGACAAACCAGGCUCUCCCCAGAUAAAAAUUCUGUGGCUGUGUGGAGGUGGUGACUGGAGCUGGCUCCUCUGUGCCACUGGACAGUGUGGUGUCCUGGGAGAUGGCAAGGCCUGGAGGACCUGCCCCAGGUCUGAGUCCCCUUCAGAGGUCUUCAGAGUCUCUGGCUUCCCCAAGUCAUCAGCCCAGGACCUCCCGCUUCCCUGUAGAGUUUCUCAUGCCUGGGCCCAGCAGGCUGUGACUCGUCCACAUGAGCUGGGUGGAGUAGCAGAGGAGACAGCCCAUCUCCAUUGUAUCAGGGCUUCGCUCCAGUGAGCACAGGGUAAUUAAAAAUGCAGGAAGAAGCCAGACCUUCUAACCAGUCCACAGAAGUGGCAGACGAAGUCGGACUGAGAAGUUCCACAAGCAGCUGACUGACAAGGACAGCUCAGAUGUGCUUGCGUUAAGGCUUUAGCAGGAGGUUGGGCUUGGCAAGAGAAGACAGGCACACCAGUGAGGUGGGAUCCUGGGAUCUUGAGUAUUUAAGGAGGUCACCAUACCUGAGAAUUAGCUAAGCUGGAACUGCACCUCGUUCCCCAGUCCUUCCCCCUUCCCUCCUUACAGACAGAACCUCAGGUUUACUGGAGGAACUUGGCUAAAUGCCAUUUGUUUCCCUCCCCUUCACGCCAGGGCAGGUGGUUAAGGCAUGUGGAGGGUGGUAUUGGGAGAGACCUACAGGACACAUCUUUCAGAGUAGCUUCAGCCGAUGUUCAGUACUCAAGACUUUCUGCUUUUCUCCUGCCUGGAACUUGAGUGUAAUAGUGGGAGCUUAGGCAGCCCUCUUAGGAUCAUGAAGGUAACAGGAUAUGCAGACAGGAGGACGGAGCAGAAAGGAGCCUGGUCUGGGCAAAUGGGCUGGCCCUGGACUGUUCGUAUGUGAGACAAUAAACUGUAGCUCUCUCCUCUUUAA
This is a messenger RNA of Peromyscus leucopus (white-footed mouse), 1998 nucleotides long. It is a transcript of the gene Trappc2l, whose product is annotated as trafficking protein particle complex 2 like. The transcript is spliced from 5 exons. The record is from RefSeq and is a predicted model, not a curated record. NCBI's taxonomy places the organism in Eukaryota, Metazoa, Chordata, Mammalia, Rodentia, Cricetidae. The coding region runs from base 51 to 476 and encodes 141 amino acids. Gene Ontology annotation, cellular component: nucleus; cytoplasm; TRAPP complex. Gene Ontology annotation, biological process: endoplasmic reticulum to Golgi vesicle-mediated transport.